Molecule: messenger RNA, 467 nt
Organism: Oppiella nova
Lineage: Eukaryota; Metazoa; Arthropoda; Arachnida; Sarcoptiformes; Oppiidae
Source: the annotation of a GenBank genome assembly
CUUAUGUGCCAUUAGAGCGCAUGUGUUGUGUAAGUGUUUGUCAAUUGAAUAGAUUGUCAAUAAAACAACUCUUGGUUUGUCUUCACUUACCAUUGAAUUGAGGACUAAAUUGGAGACAAUUAUUGACACAAAUCAUCGCAACAUUGGUCCCAAUAGGACACACAUGAAUGGCUUCGCAUACUUUUAUGCGGAUUAAGAAAGAUCUGAGUUCACUGAUAGUGACGGACCCACUGCCGGGCAUUAUAGCGGUUCCGCACGAGUCGGACAUCAGCCAAAUCGAUGCCCUCAUAACGGGUCCCUUUGAUACCCCCUAUUGCGGCGGAUUCUUCUUGUUUCGGAUCAACUGUCCGCAGGAUUACCCCAUUUGCCCUCCCAAAGUGAAACUGUUGACCACAUGCAACGAUACGGUCAGAUUCAACCCUAACCUCUACAAGAAUGGCAAAGUAUGUCUCAGUAUUCUGGGGUCA